AUGGAACAUGAGUUACCGUCUUUUAAAUCAUGGAAAUCACUUGUUAAGAGAAGAAACAAUGCUCAAGAAGGGGGUAAAUCGUCGUGGAAAAUGAAACCGAUUGUGGCGCUCAUGUGUACAGUGCUUUUGAUCUUUUGGUAUAAGACCACAAAUAUUCAGUAUGAACAGACAGAGAUAGAAGAAACAGAUUAUCCAUUUGAGAUGGCAAAGGAAUCUGAACCGGUCAGUGGAAAGUUGAAAGGCUUACCGUUUGGUAUCAUACAGCCUAGAUCAGAUUUGGAGUUAAAGCCACUUUGGUCAAGUAGUAGUUCGAGGUCAAAGGGAGGCGAAUUGACCAACCGUAACUUGUUGGCAAUGCCGGUAGGACUUAAGCAAAAGGAUAAUGUAGAUGCUAUUGUACAGAAGUUUCUUCCAGCGAAUUUCACUGUUAUUCUAUUUCAUUAUGACGGAAACAUGGAUCAAUGGUGGGAUCUGGAGUGGAGCUCAAAAGCCAUACACAUAGUUGCACAUAACCAGACGAAAUGGUGGUUUGCAAAACGAUUUCUCCAUCCUGAUAUUGUCUCCAUUUACGAUUAUGUUUUUCUUUGGGACGAAGAUCUUGGAGUGGAGAAUUUCAACCCGCAAAGAUACCUGAGGAUAGUUAAAUCAGCCGGACUGGAGAUAUCUCAACCGGCUUUGCACCCAAACUCAACUGAAGUUCACCAUCGAAUUACAGUCCGGUCUAGAACAAAAUUAUUCCAUAGACGAGUUUACGACAGUAGAGGCAAUAUGAAGUGCUCAAAUGCUAGCGAAGGGCCUCCAUGCACCGGAUUCGUUGAAGGAAUGGCUCCAGUGUUUUCAAGAUCUGCCUGGUUUUGCACUUGGAAUCUUAUACAAAAUGAUCUGGUUCAUGGGUGGGGAAUGGAUAUGAAACUUGGGUACUGUGCACAGGGUGACCGUAGCAAGAAAGUAGGAAUUGUCGACAGAGAAUAUAUCUUCCAUCAAGGCAUUCAAACUCUAGGUGGAAGCGGUUAUCCCGAGAAGAAGAACUCGGCUCGCAGCGGAGUCUCUAGGAGACGCGGUUCUGCGACUUUUGAUUCAAGAACAGAGAUACGGAGGCAAUCAACAUGGGAGCUUCAAACUUUUAAAGAACGAUGGAACCGCGCGGUUGAAGAAGACAAGAACUGGGUCGACCGGUCUUCAUCGACUAGGAACCGGAUUGGCAAUAACCGGAGAUUAAAGCGUAGUAGUAGUGUGAUUCCAAGUUUAGUGUAG
Arabis nemorensis is the source of this 1254-nucleotide messenger RNA. The record is from the annotation of a GenBank genome assembly. NCBI's taxonomy places the organism in Eukaryota, Viridiplantae, Streptophyta, Magnoliopsida, Brassicales, Brassicaceae.